UAUGACAGACAGGAGCAGCCUGUUUGAGUCAGCAAACAGGAAGCUGUCAGCAGGUGAGUCCUCCUGCUCAGCCUCUGAGUGCCUGAUUGGACGCACCUUUGCUGAGAUCAGGUCUGGCUCAGGCUGUCGAUGGUUACCUGGAUUAGGUCAAAUGCUGUGGCGUCAUGGACGAGUCGGCGUUGGAGCGUUACUUUGAAGACUCCAUUGCAAACGACUCCAGCUUUAUGCUGGUGGAGGGGCUUAGUCUUCAAAGCCCUGCCCUCAUUUCACAGGACCCCGCCUACCCGUCAGAGAAGCCUGGAGCAAGCGGUGAGGCCGGUGACGAGCUUGACCUCAGUUUCCUUCCCGACGAGCUCAGCACGCAGGAGGAACCGAGCCAUGACAUAUCAGGAGAGGAAGGCGGGUCUGCAGCUCUGGACAUGUCUCAGGACAGCGGCGUUGGUGUGGACUACAACUCCCAGGAAUCCACGACCGCCGAGGGCACACAGGAGAUGUCCACAUCAGGAGCGGGGACCAGGGCCUCCCCCUUCUAUCCCAUGACCCCCAUGACCCCUAUGACCCCCAUGACCCCUGUGACAGAGAGGUCAGGAAUCAUCCCGCAGCUACAGAACAUCGUCUCCACGGUGAACCUGGGCUGUCCGCUGGAUCUGAAGUUCAUCGCCCUGCAGGCCCGAAACGCCGAGUACAACCCAAAGCGCUUCGCGGCGGUCAUCAUGAGGAUCCGUGAGCCGCGAACAACAGCUCUGAUCUUCAGCUCUGGGAAGAUGGUGUGCACAGGAGCCAAGAGUGAGGAGCAGUCGCGCCUGGCGGCCCGGAAAUACGCCCGGGUGGUGCAGAAACUCGGUUUCCCCGCCCGCUUCCUGGAGUUCAAGAUCCAGAACAUGGUGGCCAGCUGUGACGUGUGCUUCCCCAUCAGACUGGAAGGACUGGUUCUGACCCACCAGCAGUUCAGCAGUUACGAGCCGGAGCUGUUUCCGGGACUUAUCUACCGGAUGGUGAAGCCUCGAAUUGUCCUGCUCAUCUUUGUGUCGGGGAAGGUGGUUCUGACGGGAGCCAAAGAGCGAGCCGAGAUCUACGAAGCGUUCGAGAACAUUUAUCCGAUCCUGAAGGGCUUCAGGAAGCAGUGAGAACGGCACUUCCUGUUCCUGUGUACAUAUGUGAUUCGAUAUUUGGGCUAAAUAUGUUUUACUUUGAGUCGCACUGCAGAGUUAUGGGAUGGGAUUUGUUUUACAGUCUGUGCUCAAGAGUUCACCAUCCUGAGGAAAUGAAUCUGUUUUCUAAGAGUCAUGUGACUUCAGUGUUUUCAUACACAAAUAUUUCCACUGAAUGAAUGUGGAGACAUCAGCUGUUGAAAAUAAUAAAGGUUGCUGUGUACGUUGUACGACCUUUAAACCGUCUUUACUGAGCGGCCGACGCUGGAGUGCAGGAACAGUUUGGAAGAAGCAGAUGUCGCUCAAAAUCCCAAAUCUAAUACUGAGCUUUUCACACCUGAGCUUCGGUAACCGUGGGAAACACACCAGAUACAAACCUCCAACAAAAAGACCGCCUCAUCUGGAUUACGUUAUUCCAGAGAAACAAACUGCUCUUCAAAGCCUUUCAGACAGCUUUCAAACUUUUAUUCUGAAAAACACUCCAGCUGUUUAAUUCUGAAUGGCAGGCCUUCACCUGUGACUGAUCACAGACAUUCAGAGACGGCCUUAGUUUAGUGAACUGGGCUCAUGUUUGAGUCUUUGAUGAUCCUGGACAAACACGCAGCAGCAACAAACCCUCAGUCUCACGCUGACAGUUCAUUGGCCCACCUGUAGCGGUGAGGACGGCGUGCACUGCUGUGGUAUCGUUUCAUCUGUCUGUCAUCUGCAAACAAACCCCACAGACGAAAAACUUUGUAGGUCACAUGAUGUGGCUGAACUAAAACCUGAUUGGAUCAUAACCUGCCCCACACGCUGGCACCGUAGACUUGAGACACGAGUUACCCCGGAGCAGGGGCUCAUCAGCCCACGCAACCUUUCCCCGUCAGCCUGGAGACGAUGGUUCGCUUCUGUCCUUCCACGUUUCACUCGUGAUUUUGUUUGCUCGACGAACACCAAUAAUUGGAUCCUUCUAAUUUCCCACAGUCACAGCACGUGUCCCCCCGCAGGUUUUUAAAGAAAUCUAAUGAAGCAAUGCUCCUCUCUGAGAUCCUCACCCAUUCACUGAAGGGAGGCUCCUAUUUAAAUCUCCGUGGGGCUGCAGAGUUCAUGAAAACUUCACAGAAUAAAUGGACUGAUUCUUAUGCAGCACUCAUUGCUUUCUACAACAUCCACUCUCCGAUGGAGCAUCAGAGAGUGAGCCGGGGUUAGUAUCCUGUCCAAGGAUACUGGGGGAGCCAGGGAUCGAACCACCAACCCUCCGAUCACCUGAUGAGUCGUUCACUCAUUUUUAUCAAAUUAAA
Messenger RNA from Oreochromis niloticus (Nile tilapia), 2431 nucleotides. RefSeq names its product TATA box binding protein like 2 (gene tbpl2). Gene Ontology annotation, molecular function: DNA binding. Bases 165 to 1127 code for a protein of 320 amino acids. NCBI's taxonomy places the organism in Eukaryota, Metazoa, Chordata, Actinopteri, Cichliformes, Cichlidae. Gene Ontology annotation, biological process: DNA-templated transcription initiation. The transcript has 8 exons. The record is from RefSeq and is a predicted model, not a curated record.